This is a messenger RNA of Dunckerocampus dactyliophorus (ringed pipefish), 1371 nucleotides long. Its product is annotated as skin calcitonin gene-related peptide. Gene Ontology annotation, molecular function: hormone activity. Gene Ontology annotation, cellular component: extracellular region. Lineage: Eukaryota; Metazoa; Chordata; Actinopteri; Syngnathiformes; Syngnathidae. The record is from RefSeq and is a predicted model, not a curated record. The transcript has 4 exons. The coding region runs from base 63 to 467 and encodes 134 amino acids.
GCUUCACAAAAGAUUGGGCUCUGUUGACAUAAGUAAGCUACAACAUAAAGCCACCCAACGCUAUGUAUCACCUGAGAGUGCCUGAGCUCUUCUUAAUGCUGUCUGUGCUGCUGCAUUGCAUCACUGCUGCCCCAAGCCACAGACACUUAAGUUCCAGCUCAUUCAACGAGGAGGAGAGUGUUCUACCAGACGACGACGGCUGGGCAGUGCCUAAGUUCCCUCUUUCUAACAACCCCUUCCUUGGACUCAUGGCGACACGAUCACAGCAAGGCCUCACGGCUAUGAACAGCCAUCCCGUGGAGAAGAGAAAGUGCAACACAGCCACCUGUGUCACCCAAAGGUUAGCAGACUUCCUGGUCCGCUCCAGUAACACCAUUGGUACGGUGUACGCACCAACCAAUGUGGGAUCUGCCACCUAUGGCAAGAGGGACCUACUACUGCCACCAGACUACUAUCUUCCUCUUUAGUAGCCCACCGUUUAUAUUAGGGAUGCCCCGAUCCAAUCUUUAGGAUCGGGAUCGGCUGCCGAUCCGCUGUAUUUUGAAGAUCGGAUAAUAUCGGCUUCCGCCACGAGAUCGGGCUGAUCCGUCUGCCGUAUAACGUCCGUAACUCUGGGCCACACUCCAACACAAUAGGUGCGGUAAUGCACCUCAAAGCUGGUCGCCGCUCGACUCCCGCCACCCGCAAGAAGAAGAAAAUGCAACACCACCAUGCAGACAUGUCCGCGGUGUACCUUGGUGAAGUUAGUUUCACGUUGGACAUUGGAUAUUCGCCUCCGUCCCCCCUCACUGUGUCUCGACUGCUGUGGCAUUGCGUGGGGAGCUCGCACGGGAAGUGCUGCUCUAACCGCCGGUUGUUUAUAAUAGGCAACGUCAAUAAAUUACUAUUGCGUUGAAGAGAGUUUGUUAAAAAAUGUCAUAUUCUAAAUCACACCACAUACAGUAUUAAUCUAUAACCAUGUCAAAUGAUUAGUCCUACUCUAAAAGUAUUUUGCACGCCCAUUUUUUCCAAUUUGAUCUUUUAUUGGAUUAGGGACCAGACACAGAAGUUUGUUUGAAGAACGGUUGUCAUAACCAUAUUGAAAAUGGGCCACAAAUUCGUGUUUGUAACAAAAGAUCAUUAUUUCGAAAAAAAAAAAGUCGGUAGCGGAUCGGAUCGUAUCAGAUUGGCAAGACUAUAAAAAAAAAAUGAAUCAGAUCAGAAGCCAAAAAAUGUGGAUCGGGACAUCCCUAGUUUAUAUAUUAUGAACAGUGUUUAUUCUAUCAACUUUACUGUGCCUUUUGUUUAGUUUCAUGUGCAUUUUCUUCUGUUUUGUUGACUUUUUUGGUGCUAUUUCACAGUGGCAUGCUCUAAAUAAAAUAAAACACUAAA